Molecule: messenger RNA, 5111 nt
Organism: Sorex araneus (European shrew)
Lineage: Eukaryota; Metazoa; Chordata; Mammalia; Eulipotyphla; Soricidae
Product: complement C3-like
Exons: 41
Coding region: 72-5075 (1667 amino acids)
Biological process (GO): inflammatory response; complement activation
Cellular component (GO): extracellular region
Molecular function (GO): protein binding; endopeptidase inhibitor activity
Source: RefSeq, a predicted model, not a curated record
CUGGCUGACUGUGCUUAAGUCUCCCCUGCAACCUCUCCCUGUACCCUUUUGUCCCCCUCUCUCCCUGCACCAUGGCGCCUAACUCAGGUGCCAGCUGUCUGCUGCUGCUGCUACUGAACUGCCUCCCCCUCGUGCUGGGGGACCCCAUGUACUCCGUAAUCACCCCCAACAUCCUGAGGCUGGAGAAUGAGGAGCUGGUGGUGCUGGAGGCCCAUGACGCCAACGGGGACGUUCCCGUCACACUCAGCAUCUAUGACUUCCCCGGCAAAAAGCAAGUGCUGUUUAGUGAGAAAACCGUGCUGACCCAGGCCAACGACCACCUGAGCGCCAUAUCUGUGAAGCUCCCAGUGAGUGAUGAGCUGACCAAAGGGAAGGAGCAGAAGUUUGUGCUGGUCCAGGCAAGCUUCGCCAAGAAGGACGUGGAGAAACUGGUGCUGGUCAGCCUUCAGAGCGGGUACCUCUUCAUCCAGACAGACAAGACCAUCUACACCCCAGGCAGUACAGUCAACUAUCGGAUCUUCACCGUGGACCACAACCUGUUGCCAGUGAGCCGGUCUGUUGUCUACACCAUCCAGACCCCGGAUGGAGUUGCCGUUGAUGAGGGCUCCAAGUCUUCCACCGAUUAUGAAGGGAUGAUGCCCCUGUCGUGGAACAUUCCAGAGCUGGUCAAUAUGGGACAGUGGAAGAUCACCGCUUACUACAAGGAUUCACCCAAGAAGGUUUUCACCGCGGAGUUCGAGGUGAAGGAGUAUGUGUUGCCCAGUUUUGAGGUCCAAGUGGAGACUGAAGAGAAAUUCUACUACAUCAAUGACCCUAAUGACCUGGAGGUCACCAUCAAGGCCAGGUUCCUGUAUGGGAAGGAUGUGGAAGGAACCGCCUUUGUCAUCUUCGGCGUGCAGGACGACGACCAGAGAAUCUCACUGACCCAGUCCCUCUCCCGAGUUGUGAUUGAGGACGGCGUCGGGAAGGCCAGUCUCUCCCGGAAGGUCUUGCUGGACGGGGUGCAACCCUCGGAUGCCAACGCUCUGGUGGGAAAGUCCUUGUAUGUGUCAGUCACCGUCAUCCUGCAGUCAGGCAGCGACAUGGUGGAGGCAGAGAGUGACCGGAUCCCCAUCGUCGACUCCCCUUACAAGAUCCACUUCACCAAGACCCCCAAGUACUUCAAGCCUGCCAUGCCCUUUGACCUCAUGGUGUCCGUGACCAACCCUGACGGCUCCCCCGCGGUUCGCGUGCCCGUGGUGACAGAAGGAUUCAAUAACGUGCAGUCUAUCACUGGGGAAGACGGUGUGGCCAAGCUGAGCAUCAACACGCGCAAGACUCAGGACCCCCUGACCAUCACCGUGCGCACACAGAAGGACAGAAUCCCCAGGGAAAAGCAAGCGGUGAACACCAUGCACGCCCAGCCCUACAAGACCCAAGGCAACUCCAACAAUUACCUCCACCUCUCGGUGCCCCGCUUGGAGCUCCAGCCAGGGGAGAUGAUCAAUGUCAAUUUCCAUGUGCGCACGGACCCCGGCCUGGAAAACAGGAUAAAAUACUUCACCUACCUGGUCAUGAGCAAGGGGAAGCUGAUGAAGGUGGACCGGCAAGUGCGACAGGACGGCCAGGAUCUGGUGGUGCUGCAGAUGGAAAUCAAUAAAGACUUCAUCCCCUCCUUCCGCCUGGUGGCCUAUUACACCCUCAUUCGGGCCGACGGGAACAGGGAGGUGGUGGCUGAUUCCGUGUGGGUGGAUGUCAAGGACUCAUGCAUGGGCACCCUGGUGGUGACAAGUAGCAGGAGUGAGGACAAGCAGAAGGUGUAUGAGCCGCAGCAGCAGCUGAACCUCAAGAUAGAGGGAGAUAAAGGGGCCCGCGUGGGGCUGGUGGCCGUGGACAAGGGCGUGUUCGUGCUAAAUAAGAAGAACAAGUUCACUCAAAGCAAGAUCUGGGACAUCGUGGAGAAGGCGGACAUCGGCUGCACCCCCGGCAGCGGGAAGGACUAUGCGGGGGUCUUCGCGGAUGCAGGGCUGUCCCUCAAGACCGACAAAGGCCUCCAGACGACCCACAGGACAGAUCCCGAGUGCCCCAAAGUGGCCGCCCGCCGCCGGCGCUCCGUGCAGCUCAUGGAGAAGAGGACGGACAAAGCCGGCCAGUACAAGGACAAGGAGCUGCGGCGCUGCUGUGAGGACGGCAUGCGGGUGAACCCCAUGGGCCACAGCUGCGAGCGCCGCAUCAAAUACAUCCUGCAUGGCCGCAAGUGCUCGGACGCCUUCCUCGACUGCUGCCGCUACAUCACCCGCCUGCGCCAGGAGCUGGCGCGCCAGAGGCCCCUGGGCCUGGCCCGCAGCGACCUCGAUGAAGACAUAAUGCCAGAAGAGGAUAUCGUUUCUCGAUCCCAGUUCCCGGAGAGUUGGCUGUGGGUCAUAACUGAGAAGUUGGAGGGACCAGAGAAAAAUGGAGUCUCUACUAAGCUUAUGAACAUAUUUUUGAAAGAUUCCAUCACCACCUGGGAGAUACUGGCCGUGAGUCUGUCAAAAACUAAAGGGAUCUGCGUGGCUGACCCCUUUGAGGUCACCGUGAUGAAGAAGUUCUUCAUCGACCUACGGCUCCCCUACUCGGUGGUACGCAACGAGCAGGUGGAAAUUCGGGCCAUUCUUUACAACUACCAGCCAUCUGACUCACUCAAGGUAAGAGUGGAGCUGCUCUACAAUCCAGCCUUCUGCAGCAUGGCCACCGCCAAGAAGCGCCACCAACAGACCCUGGUUAUCCCGGCCGCAUCCUCGGUGGCUGUCCCUUUUGUCAUCGUGCCCUUGCAGAUUGGCCUCCAGGAGGUGGAAGUCAAAGCUGCUGUCUAUCACCACUUCAUUUCUGAUGGUGUCAGGAAGACCCUGAAGGUUGUGCCGGAAGGAAUCAGAGUCAACAGAACUGUGGCCGUUCGUACGCUGAAUCCGGAAAUCCUGGGCCAAAAUGGCGAGCAGAGAGAGGAGAUCCACGCCCUAGAUAUCAGCGAUCAAGUGCCAGAUACUGAUCUGGAGACCAGCAUCCUUCUACAAGGGAACCCCGUGGCCCAGAUGACGGAGGAUGCUAUCGACUCGGAGCGGCUGAAUCACCUCAUCGUCACUCCCUCUGGCUGCGGUGAGCAGAACAUGAUCGGCAUGACACCCACCGUCAUCGCUGUGUAUUACCUGGACAGCACGGAGCAGUGGGCCAAGUACCCUCUGGAGAAGCGGACGCAAACCGUAGAACUCAUCAAGAAAGGCUAUACCCAGCAGCUGACCUACAGACAGAAAAACUCAGCGUUUUCUGCCUUUCAGAGCCGACCUUCUAGCACCUGGCUGACCGCCUAUGUGGUCAAGGUCUUCUCUCUGGCCUCCAACCUCAUCCCCGUGGACGCCGAGGUCUUAUGCGGGGCUGUCAAAUGGCUGAUCCUGGAGAAGCAGAAGCCAGAUGGGGUUUUCCAGGAGGAUGCGCCCGUGAUACACCAAGAAAUGAUUGGUGGCCUCAAGAAUGAAGCGGAGAAAGACAUGUCCCUCACUGCCUUUGUUCUCAUCGCUCUAGUGGAAGCUAGGGACAUUUGUCAGGAACAGGUCAAUAGUUUGGAACAGAGCAUAAAUAAGGCAGGGAAUUUUCUGGAAGCCAACUACCUGAGGUUGAAGAGACCGUACAGCACGGCCAUUGCUGGCUACGCCUUGUCUCUCCUGGGCAAAUUGGAGGAUCCGUAUCUGACCAAAUUUCUGGACACGGCCACAGACAAGAACCGCUGGGAGGAGCCGGGCCAGAAGCUCUACAACGUGGAGGCCACGUCCUACGCGCUGCUGGCACUACUGGAAAUCAAGGACUUCGAUUCGGUGCCCCCCGUGGCGCGCUGGCUUAAUGAGCAGAGAUACUACGGGGGUGGCUACGGCUCCACCCAGGCCACCUUCAUGGUGUUCCAAGCCUUAGCCAGGUACCAGGAGCAGGUGGCUGACCACAAGGACCUGGACUUGGAUGUGGCCAUCAACCUGCCCAGCCGCAACUCCCAAAUAAAGCACCGCAUCGUCUGGGACUCUGCCAGUCUCCUGCGCUCCGCGGAGACGAAGAAAAAUGAGGAUUUUACUGUCACGGCCAAGGGCAAAGGCGAAGGGACCUUGUCGGUGGUCACGAUGUACCAUGCCAAGGUCAAGGACAAGGUCGCCUGUAAGAAUUUCGACCUCAGGAUUUCCGUCAGACCAGCCCCUCCUGGACUCAAGAAGCCCGAGGACGCUUUGAGCAGUCUGUCCCUCGACAUCUGCACCCGGUACCUGGGAGCUACGGAUGCAGCCAUGUCCAUCCUGGACAUAUCCAUGAUGACUGGCUUCUCUCCAGAUGUUGAUGACCUGAACCUGCUGAGCAAAGGCGUGGAUCGCUAUAUCUCCAAGUAUGAGCUGAACAAGGCGUUCUCCACCAAAAACACACUCAUCAUCUACCUGGACUCGAUCUCCCACUCUGAGGAGGAGUGUCUGACCUUCAGAAUCCACCAGUAUUUCAACGUGGGGCUCAUCCAGCCGGGGUCGGUCAAGGUUUACUCCUAUUACAACCUGGACGAAAGCUGCAUUCAGUUCUACCACCCUGAGAAGGGAGAUGGCUUGCUGAACAAGCUCUGUCACAAGGACAUUUGCCGCUGCGCUGAGGAGAAUUGCUUCAUGCAUCACGAGGUGGGCCAGGUCACCCCAGAUGACCGGCUGGAGAAGGCCUGCCAGCCCAGCGUGGACUAUGUGUACAAGGUCAACCUGCAGAAGGUGGAGAAUUCGGUGGACUUUAUUGAUUACAUCAUGGUCAUUAAGAUGAUCAUCAAGUCAGGUUCUGAUGAGGUUCAGGUGGGACAACAGCGCAGGUUCAUCAGUCACAUCCAGUGCCAGGAUACCCUGAAGCUGGAGCCAGGGAACGAUUACCUGGUGUGGGGCCUCUCCAGCGACCUGUGGGGCGGGAAGCCCAACAUCAAAUACAUCAUCGGGAAAGACACGUGGGUAGAGCUGUGGCCCAAGGAAGACGAUUGCCAGGAGGAGAAGAACGAGAAGCUAUGCGAGGAUCUGGCCUCCUUCACCAACAGCCUGAUGGUCUUUGGCUGCCCCAACUGAGCACGAGCCCCCUCAAUAAAUGCUUUCUUUCUACUC